Helicoverpa zea (corn earworm) is the source of this 2578-nucleotide messenger RNA. RefSeq lists its product as uncharacterized. The transcript has 12 exons. Gene Ontology annotation, biological process: mitophagy by internal vacuole formation; mitochondrial protein catabolic process. Gene Ontology annotation, cellular component: mitochondrial outer membrane. The coding region runs from base 254 to 1936 and encodes 560 amino acids. Lineage: Eukaryota; Metazoa; Arthropoda; Insecta; Lepidoptera; Noctuidae. The record is from RefSeq and is a predicted model, not a curated record.
UGGGCACUCGGUACUCGCGAGGUAACUCCCGCGCACACCGCACGCGCGCUUCGGCUCACGUUCCAAAUUUGAAUUAUUCAAAUUAAUAACAAACUUUUUUGACCGUCUUAUUUUUUUUAUUUGUGCUCUGUGGACUGAAUUCGAGUGUAGUGAUUGGAUUCUAAUUUUGAAUAUUUUGGAUUUGUCUCGUUUACGUAUUAUCGAGGCGUCAUCCCACAAUGGGCUAGCGCUACUAGUUGUACUCGAAGCCAAAAUGAACGAAAGUCGAGAGCGAAUCCGUCGGGAACGAGAGAGGGAGAAGAACACAUAUACCUCCCCUCGUCUCGCACUACGUCGCGUGCUGCUAUUGGCUGAAGGCAGACAGUUCAGGGAGGCGGCGGCCAUCUUGUCUAGGCUGGGACCUGGAGUGCUGCAAACUGUAGCUUCUGAACUGCCCAUUGAUCUGCUGGUGGAGGCUCUGCCACAUUCUGCUCAUCUUAUUGAGACUCUUUUGAACAGACUAAUCUCCCUGGAGGUGAACCCUCGGCCCGAUGUCCAGUGCGAGGCGAUAGCAUGGCGCCUGGUGGGUCUACUGGGAGCAGACCAGAGCUCAGGGCUGCGGGCCAGGACUGCGCGGCUGGCAUCCUCGCUGGUGCACUACACGCCAGAUGCUAGAGAUGCCAUCGAUGCCAGGAGACGGCAGUUAGAUGCUGCUGUUCAAGGGUUGGGCACACACGGCCUGACAGCGGACGCGACGGGCUCGCUGAUCUCGCUGCACGUGGCCAUGAAGAACGAGCUGCAGCGCCACGUGGAUGUCUACAAGCAGGCGCUGCAUAAGCUGGAGGAGCUGUCCCCAGUGACAGUAACCCAGGACCCUGCAGCCUCAUCCCACCAGCGUCUCCUGGCACUGUCCCACGCUGACGUGGAGAGGCGACUGAUAGACAACAAGUCACUCCUCACGAUAGUGGACAAGCCAGCGCUGAGGCAGCUGCCGACCCUGGUGGAUGCUCUCGCCGCCAGGGUCGAAAGCGACAAGGCUGUGCUCGCCUGCAUCGGACAGAUUAAGCGCAGUGAUCCCACGCUGGAUUUGAAUGAUACGAGUUCCGCGGAAUCUGGCAGCAAGGGCGGAACCGCAGUGAGGAGACGAAGAAAGAUGACCGUAUUACACUGUGACUAUGACGAGGGGCCGGUAGCAGGGGUACUGAUGACGUACUCCCGCGGCUGCGCGGCCGUGCUGGGCCAGAUGUGCGAGGAGGAGCCCGCCAGCAGUGACGCCACCACUCCGCGCUCCACCGACUCCGCCAGCGACGGCUACCACUCCGACAGCGAUGACUCCAACCAGCAUCCUGACAGGAGUAAGCUGGUAUCGCAGUACGCCGCAGUAUGGUCGCGUGCAGCAGACGAGACCAUCCCCGCCCUGUCUGCGCUGGAACAGCUGCGUCACACGCCGCACCUCAAGUAUAAGAUCGUCUUCUCUGUCGUCGUUCUAUCGUUCCGCGCCGUCAUCAGCCUCCGCGACCGGCGCCUGAGCGAGAUGAAGACGCUGCUGGGUGUGGAGCCUGGCUCCAGCGACCCCAGCGUGGCUCGACUUAUGGCUGCUGCCACUAGGGUCCUGCAGUCUACUGCACAUAACUUCCCACUCGGAGACGCGGAGCGGACGGUUAUCAACCAGGUGGUGAGCACCCUGCGCGAGUACCCAUGCCUGUCGAGCUGCAGUGCACUGCAUGCUCUAGCGGCCGCUGCCUGUCGCGCCGCCUGGCCACUUUGCCUACACUCGCCGCCGCUGCGCAUCGACACUGACUUCACGCCAGUGGUAAUGAACCCCGAAAAGCACGUGCGCUUCACCCCGGAAGGUCGCGAGGGUCGGGACCGUCGCUCCGACCUCAUCAAGUCCUUUGUGUGGCCCGCACUCAUGGAUGGCAACCGCUGCGUCUUCCGCGCUGUCGUGCUCACCUGAAGGACCUCCAACUCUUCGUAACUCUUCACUAAAGGAUGGCCGACCAAGGUUUUACAUUGGAUCAGUCUCUCCGAGCUCAUUUACACAUGUAGAGAUAAUUUCAUUGUUAGAGAAAGUUUUAUUUGCAACAUGUUAUGCAUUUGUAUUGUCAUAAUGGAUGGUGUCGCUCUGAUGAUAAUUGUAUUCUUAAUUUUGGUUCUUUUGAUCCUCUUUGUUAAAAUGUUUUGUGUGUCAAAGGACCAGUUGCAUCAGAUAUGCAUGAAUCUUGAAUCAUAAUAUUAUCAUUAUGUAGAACAGGAGUAGGUACGUGUUAUUGUGUUUAAAUUGUAUGUUAUGUAUGAUCCAUUUAACAAUCGACAUGUUACUUCAAUGAUGCAUACAGAUGUAUACGGAGGACUCAUUCGUCAUCAAUAUUAGCAUGAAAAUGACGAAAUAUUCAGAUCCUUUUGUUAUCAAUAAUAGCCACAUGACGCUAGCUAGUAUCGUUCGUGCUCGUCACGGCAUGUUUGUGUGACAUUUCUCUUCUUGUACAGUUGUUUUUCUAACUCCCUCCAAUGUCGUUAAUAUAGUAAUAGAACUAGAUGUAAUAAAUUAUUAUUGUGUACUAUUAACAUUGACGAAUAAAUAAUAAUUUAAGCGAAA